ACGAGCUAAAGGUUAAGUACGAGCGUGCGCGUGCGCGUGCGCGUGUACACACGUGAUCACGGUCCGGAAGUAGACUUCUAUCACCUGCAUUCAUGGUCGGUGUGUUGUUGUUAACGUUAUUUAAUACACUAGAUAUUAGAUCUUGACUGAUCUUGUAUGAUUGCCGAACGGAUGAGAAAUGACGAGACUCUCCCUUAGUACGAAGUAGUGGCUGUACCGCAGCAAUACAUGGGUCAGACGAUCAACAGUGUAUGAGUCAAUUCAUGUCAUGUUUAUGAAUGUCGUAAAACAUUUGAGGAUGCACAUCUCCAUCACGUAUCUCACUAAAUUUAUUAUCUACUCACUGCAAGCGUUUGACCAUACGCAUGCCUUUUUGACCGCAUCACAUUCACCAUGGCUUACUGAGAAGUUACCGGCUGCCCUGCGACAUGAACACCAACAAGAAGAAACCUCCAUAGGCACAGCCCAUGAUGGCCUGAUCCGAAGCCCGAAAUGGGUCCUCAUGGAUAUUGUUGCUAUUGUGCAUGUAGAGGAAAUCGGCAAAGAAAACUCUCGCAUUAUUUUCGCAACUUCACGAUUCAGAUGCCUUCCUAAUUUCGCAUCGUCGCCGAUGCCCGAGAAAAAAGCUUCGUGCCGAGCCGGCGCCGACCACCAAAAAUCGAAAAAUUGCUUCCGAGUUUCCUUCCACACAAAAGGUGGCAGAACAAGAACUCACAGCUCGGGUCUUUGGGUGCUUUGCCCUCAGCGACAGUCCUGCAGCGCAAACAGGCAUUAUCAUCACGUGAUAUUACUCACACACACGCAAGCCUGGCUUGUAUUAUUGGUUCACCACUGUGUGUUUCACUCGUGAGCUGUAGUUCAACAUUUGACUCCGUAUCUUGAUCGCGGCGUUCCUAUCAACGCAUCAAAUCAUCCUGAUCUCACGCGACAAACGC
Didymella exigua CBS 183.55 is the source of this 935-nucleotide messenger RNA. RefSeq lists its product as uncharacterized. Lineage: Eukaryota; Fungi; Ascomycota; Dothideomycetes; Pleosporales; Didymellaceae. The transcript has 3 exons. The record is from RefSeq and is a predicted model, not a curated record. Bases 269 to 850 code for a protein of 193 amino acids.